Messenger RNA from Pteronotus mesoamericanus, 1035 nucleotides. RefSeq names its product G protein-coupled receptor 17 (gene GPR17). The record is from RefSeq and is a predicted model, not a curated record. Gene Ontology annotation, molecular function: G protein-coupled receptor activity. Bases 16 to 1035 code for a protein of 339 amino acids. The transcript has a single exon. Gene Ontology annotation, cellular component: plasma membrane. Gene Ontology annotation, biological process: phospholipase C-activating G protein-coupled receptor signaling pathway; positive regulation of Rho protein signal transduction. Lineage: Eukaryota; Metazoa; Chordata; Mammalia; Chiroptera; Mormoopidae.
GCCUCCAGCAGAAGCAUGAAUGACCUUGAGGCAGAAUCCCCAGGUCUGACGGCCAACUCUUCCCUGGCCACUGCAAACCGGUGUGGCCAGGAGACGUGGCUGGAGAAUGUCCUCUUUGCUUCUUUCUACCUCCUGAGUUUUCUCCUGGCUUUCGUUGGCAAUGCUCUGGCCCUGUGGCUUUUCAUCCGGGACCGCAGGUCAGGUACCCCUGCCAACGUAUUCCUGAUGCACCUGGCCAUGGCAGACCUGUCCUGUGUGUUGGUCCUGCCCAUGCGCCUUGUCUACCACUUCUCAGGGAACCACUGGCCAUUUGGAGAAAUCCCAUGUCGCCUCACAGGCUUCCUCUUCUACCUCAACAUGUAUGCCAGCAUCUACUUCCUCACCUGCAUCAGUGCCGACCGCUUCCUGGCCAUUGUGCACCCCGUCAAGUCCCUCAAACUUCGUAGGCCCCUGUAUGCACACCUGGCCUGCGCCUUUCUCUGGGUGGUGGUGGCCAUGGCCAUGGCCCCACUGUUGGUGAGCUCACAAACCGUGCAGACCAACCACACAGUCAUUUGCCUGCAGCUGUACCGGGAGAAGGCCUCACACCACGCACUCGUGUCCUUAGCUGUGGCUUUCACCUUCCCCUUUGUCACCACUGUUACCUGUUACCUGCUGAUCAUCCGCAGCCUGCGGCAGGGUCCCCGUGUAGAGAAGCGCCUCAAGAACAAAGCAGUCCGCAUGAUUGCCAUGGUGCUGACCAUCUUCCUGGUCUGCUUCGUGCCUUACCACAUCCAUCGCUUUGUCUACGUGCUGCACUUCCACAGCAGUGGUGCGUCAUGCACUGCCCAGCGCUCCUUGGCCCUGGGGAACCGGAUCACUUCCUGCCUCACCAGCCUCAAUGGGGCACUCGAUCCCAUCAUAUACUUUUUUGUGGCUGAGAAGUUUCGAAAUACCCUGUGCAACCUGCUCAGUGGUAAAAGGCUCUCAGGCCCACCUCCCAGCUUUGAAGGAAAAACCAAUGAGAGCUCCCUGAGCGCCAGAUCAGAGCUGUGA